AUGGAAGGACCGGCCGCCGAGGCAGCGGCCAGGGGAGUGGAUCACCACGGCGGCGGCAGGAAGGGGAUCAAGUGGGAGAAGACGUACCUGGACGUGCUGGGCGUGUGCUGCACCGCGGAGAUCGCGCUCGUGGAGCGGCUCCUGGCGCCGCUCGACGGCGUGAGGGCGGUGGCCGUCGUCGUCCCCUCCAGGACCGUCAUCGUCGAGCACGAUCCCACCGCCGUCUCCCAGUUCCACAUUGUGAAGGCGCUGAACAAGGCGGGCCUCGAGGCCUCGAUUCGGGCAUAUGGCAGCAGCAUCGGGGCCGUCGGCCGGUUGCCCAGCCCGUACAUCAUCUCCUGCGGCGUCCUGCUCCUCGCGUCUUUCUUCGCGCCGCUCCUCCCUCCCCUGCGGUGGCUGGCCCUGGCGGCGGCCUGCGUCGGCUCCCAGCCGAUGCUGCUCAGGGCGUUCGCCGCGGCCAGCAAGCUCACCCUGGACAUCAAUGUCCUCAUGCUCGUCGCGGUGACCAGCGCGAUCGCGCUCAGGGACUACACGGAGGCAGGCGUCAUCGUGUUCCUCUUCACCACCGCGGAGUGGCUGGAGACCCUGGCGUGCACCAAGGCGAGCGCCGGGAUGUUGUCGUUGAUGAGCAUGGUCCCGCCCAAGGUUGUGCUCGCCCAGACAGGCCAGGUUGUCAGCUUGUGCGACGUCAGCGUAGGCACCGUCGUCGCAGUCAUGGCUGGGGAAGUGGUCCCGGUCGACGGCGUGGUGGUCGACGGGCUGAGCGAUGUCGACGAAAGCAGCCUCACCGGCGAGUCCUUCCCUGUGCCAAAGCAACCACAGUCCGAGGUCUGGGCCGGCACGCUCAACAUGGAUGGUUACAUUGCCGUGAGGACAACUUCUGUGGCCGAGAACUCCACGGUGGCCAAGAUGGAGAGGCUGGUGGAGGCGGCGCAGAGCAGCCGGUCCAAGACGCAGCGGCUGAUCGAUUCGUGCGCAAAGUACUACACCCCGGCUGUGGUUGUUCUUGCAGCAAGUGUUGCUCUUGUCCCACUGCUGCUGGCAGCACAAGACCUGAAACGAUGGUUUCAGCUGGCUUUAGUGCUGCUGGUGAGCGCGUGCCCGUGCGCGCUGGUUCUGUCGACGCCGGUCGCCACCUUCUGCGCGCUCCUGAGGGCGGCGAGGAUGGGGGUUCUCAUCAAGGGAGGGGACAUUCUUGAAUCAUUGGGCGAGAUUAGAGUCGCGGCAUUCGACAAGACUGGAACCAUCACCAAAGGGGAGUUCAGCAUCGAUUCGUUCCAUGUGGUUGGGGACAAGGUUGAAAUGGGUCAGCUUCUUCACUGGGUAUCUAGUAUUGAGAGCAAAUCAAGCCAUCCAAUGGCUGCUGCACUUGUUGAGUACUCUCAGUCCAAGUCUAUCCGACCGAAGCCGGAAAACGUGACUGAAUUUCUCAUCUAUCAUGGGGAGGGCAUCUACGGAGGGAUCGAUGGAAAACACAUCUACAUUGGAAACAAAAGGAUCAUGGCAAGGUCCUCAUGUCAAACAUCAGUCCAAGAAAUGGAUGAUCUUAAAGGAGUGUCCACCGGUUACGUGAUAUGCGAUGGCGAUCUUGUCGGGGUGUUUACGCUCUUCGACGAGUGCAGAACUGGGGCGGCAGAGGCGAUCCAGGAGCUGAGAUCAAUGGGAAUCAAGUCAGUGAUGCUCACUGGGGACAGCACGGCAGCGGCCAAACACGCACAGGAGCAGCUAGGGGGCGUCCUGGAGGAGCUCCACUCCGAGCUCCUCCCUGAGGACAAGGUCCGGCUCGUCGGCGAGCUCAAGGCAAGGUCUGGGCCGACGCUGAUGGUUGGUGACGGCAUGAAUGACGCCCCGGCGCUGGCAACGGCGGAUGUGGGUGUCUCCAUGGGCCUGUCCGGAUCCGCGGCGGCCAUAGAGAUCAGCCACGCCACGCUCAUGUCCAGCGAUAUCCUCAGGGUCCCCGAGGUCGUCAGGCUCGCGAGGCGCGCCCGGCGGACCAUCACAGUCAACGUGGUCACCUCCGUGGGCGCGAAGGCCGCCGUCCUCGCGCUGGCCAUCGCGUGGCGCCCCGUUCUGUGGGCGGCCGUGCUCACCGACGUCGGGACGUGCCUGCUCGUCGUGCUGCACAGCAUGCUGCCGCUGAGUGAGACUACGAGGAAACGGAGAGACGGGGAAUCCAAGACGUGCUGUGCAACAGCGAAGGCGCUAGCGAUCAGGUCGCAGCUCGCCGGAUCACCGAACACCUCAACCGCCAGUGUUCAGAAACCAGGUGAAAAAACUAAGGAUGGCCAUUGCUGCCACAAGCAAAUCAAGCCGCUUGAGCACUUGGUCGUGAUCGACAUACCAGCACCAGCAGGUGAGCACCAAGAAGAGGCGAUUCCUCGUACGGCGGCGAAAAGCAAGACCGCCGGAUGUUGCGGCGCCGGCAAAGCUUGUGAUACUCCCACGGUGCCUACUGCAAACAGGGCGCCACAAGAAGGUGAAGAAGAUCUGAGCAUGAGUGUGCCGAAGACAGCCAGUUGCAACAAGGUAAGGAGUAAGUGUGAUUCUCCAAAGGAAGGUUGCAUGGGCGCAAGGUGUUGUUCUGGUGGUAAAGAUGGCAUCUCAGCUCCUCGAGUGCUGGCAUUUGUGCAAUAGCCUUGUAUAGAUUGUUCUUAGAGUACUUUUGUACAGGUUGUUGUGCAGUGCUCAGUUGG
This is a messenger RNA of Phragmites australis (common reed), 2693 nucleotides long. Its product is annotated as cadmium/zinc-transporting ATPase HMA3-like. Gene Ontology annotation, biological process: monoatomic cation transport. The transcript is spliced from 6 exons. The coding region runs from base 1 to 2634 and encodes 877 amino acids. Gene Ontology annotation, cellular component: membrane. Gene Ontology annotation, molecular function: cadmium ion transmembrane transporter activity; ATP binding; ATP hydrolysis activity. NCBI's taxonomy places the organism in Eukaryota, Viridiplantae, Streptophyta, Magnoliopsida, Poales, Poaceae. The record is from RefSeq and is a predicted model, not a curated record.